This is a messenger RNA of Colossoma macropomum (tambaqui), 1074 nucleotides long. RefSeq names its product retinal outer segment membrane protein 1a (gene rom1a). Gene Ontology annotation, biological process: visual perception. The record is from RefSeq and is a predicted model, not a curated record. The transcript is spliced from 4 exons. NCBI's taxonomy places the organism in Eukaryota, Metazoa, Chordata, Actinopteri, Characiformes, Serrasalmidae. Gene Ontology annotation, cellular component: membrane. Bases 1 to 1074 code for a protein of 357 amino acids.
AUGGUGUGGGCUAAGAUGAAGUUCCCCUUUGAGAAAAGGGUGAAGUUGGCACAGGGUUUAUGGCUGCUAUCUUGGCUGGCUACUUUAGGUGGAGCGAUCACCUUCUGCCUUGGUUGCUUCCUGAAGACAGAACUGCGCAGAAGGGCAGAGGUAAUGGACAACACCGAGAUCUACAUUGUGCCCAACACGCUGAUCAUAGCAGGGAUGGCUGCCAUGGGUAUCAACUACUUUGCAACACGAAUCUGCCAGGAUGCACUGGAUGCCACGCGCUUCCCACGCUGGAAGACCUUCCUGAAGCCCUACUUCUGUUGCUCAAUCUUCUUCACCACCCUCAUGCUGAUCGGUGUCAUUCUGAGCUACGCCAUGAAGGGCACCCUGGAGGGCUCGCUGAAGGUUGGCUUGAAGAACGGUAUCCGAUUCUAUAAAGACACGGACACACCAGGCCGCUGCUUCCAGAAGCAGACCAUCGACCGCUUGCAGAUGGAGUUCCAGUGCUGCGGCAACAAUGACUACAAGGACUGGUUUGAGGUGCAGUGGAUCAGCAACCGCUACCUGGAUUUCAGUUCCAAAGAGGUUAAGGACCGUAUCAAGAGCAAUGUGGAUGGGCGUUACCUGGUGGAUGGAGUCCCCUUCAGCUGCUGCAACCCCAGUUCCCCCAGACCCUGCAUCCAGUACAAAAUCACCAACAACUCUGCCCACUACAACUAUGAGCACCAAACUGAGGAACUCAACAUCUUCAUCCACGGAUGCCGGGAGGCACUUCUUAACUACUACAUGGGCCUGAUGAACAGCUUUGGGGCUGUGGUGCUUUCUGUCUAUGUGCUUCAGUGCACUGUAUUGGCGAGCCUGAGGUAUCUGCAGACCUCCUUGGAGGCCUUGGUUGGGCAGGAGAACACAGAAAUUGAGACGGAGGGCUACCUGCUGGAGAAGAGCAUCUCUGAGACCAUCAUGGAGUACCUGGACCCAGUGCUGAAGCUUCUGCUGCUGAACCAGGUGCAGGAUGGGCAGGUCAAGGCGGAAGCAGGGGCCGCAGGCACAUCAGGGACAGCUGGGGCAACGACCCCUGCAACCUAA